CUCGGACCAGACAGGUGUUCACAAUGAUGUCUUUGCACUUUGGUUUUGUGGUCGUGCUACUUUUUGGAGUAUUUGAUGGAAGUCAUUCCCAAUACGGUGACGGCGGUAGUAUAGACAACGACCUCAUUAAAAGUUGCGCUGAUGAAGCAAAGAAACUAGUAAACAAAGCAUAUUUUGAUACCCGCAGCAGUUUGAAGGAACGUUUGGAUAAGACGACAGUGAGUCCAUAUGAUCUCAUGGCCUAUUUCAAGCAAGCGGUGGCAGAAAGCCGGGACUCCAUCCGAGCAGCUGAUUACAUGGCUGUCACUCUGCACCUCCUGGCUGACAGGGUUAAACGUUUUCAUCAAAAGCCCUUCAAUAUAACAGACCUGUUGACGUAUAGCCAGAUGGAGAGUAUUUCGAAGAUAAGUGGCUGUGACACACAGCUUAACACAGUUUGUACAGACGGCCCCUACCGCACCAUUACUGGAGAAUGCAACAACAGGAAGAAUCCUAGGCUUGGUGCUUCCAACACUGGAUUUACACGUUUGCUCCCAGCUUCUUAUGAGGAUGGUGUUUCUCUUCCUCGAGGCUGGACAGAAAACAAGGCCUACAAUGGAUUCUCCCUUCCCUUGGUGCGUGCCGUGUCCAAUAAGAUUGUCCGCUUUCCCACUGAGGGCUUGACCUUGGAUGAAGGGAGAGCCCUUAUCUUCAUGCAGUGGGGGCAAUGGGUAGAUCAUGACCUUGAUCUCACUCCAGCAACUCCCUCAACUUCAACUUUUGUCCAAGGAGUGAAUUGUGACACCAGUUGUGUCCAAGAUGCCCCAUGUUUCCCUGUGAAGAUUCCACCAAAUGACCCUCGGAUUAGUAAUCAGAGUGACUGUAUCCCAUUCACCCGAUCUGGUCCAGCUUGCACCAAAGAUGCAGUACGUGAGCAAAUGAAUGCCCUUACAUCUUAUAUUGAUGGCAACCAAGUGUAUGGCAGUGAUUUGGCAACUGCAGAGAGGCUGCGAAACAAAACAAACCAGUUGGGCCUCAUGGCCAUCAACCAGAACUUUACUGACAAUGGCUUACCAUUGCUGCCUUUCAAUACGAUUAAUGGAGGUCUCUGCGUCACAACAAAUGCAUCAGCUGGAAUCCCCUGCUUCCUUGCAGGAGACGUUCGAGUCAAUGAACAACCUGGUCUUCUAUCUUUCCAUACACUUUUUGUGCGGGAGCACAACCGUAUAGCUACUGAGCUUCACAGGCUGAAUCCUACAUGGUCAGAAGAGAUCCUUUAUCAAGAAACUCGAAAGGUUAUUGGUGCCAUUUUGCAAAAAAUAACAUACAAAGACUGGCUUCCAUUGCUGUUGGGAUCAGAGAUGUCUACUGUUCUACCUCCAUACAGAUCCUACAGUGAAUCUGUUGAUCCAAGGGUGGCCAAUGUGUUCACCAUUGCCUUUCGCAUGGGACACACACUAAUACAGCCAUUUAUCUACCGGUUAGGUGAGGGUUAUCGUCCUCAUAUGCCAGAACCACAAGUCCCAAUUCACAAGACCUUUUUCGCCAGUUGGAGGAUAGUUAAAGAAGGAGGCAUCGACCCCCUCUUUCGAGGAUUGUUGGCAAAUCAUGCCAAACUGAACAUUCAGAACCAGAUUAUGGUUGAUGAGUUGAGAGAGCGUCUCUUUCAGUUUGUUAGACGCAUUGGCCUUGACCUAGCAUCUCUUAAUAUGCAACGCGGCAGAGAUCAUGGGUUACCAGGAUACAAUGCAUGGAGGAGAUUUUGUGGUUUGUCUGCACCUCGCAACCUGAAUGAAUUAGCUGCGGUUCUAAACAACAGGGAGUUGGCUCAGAAAUUAAUUAAUCUCUAUGGGACGCCUGAAAACAUUGACAUCUGGGUUGGAGGAGUCUCUGAACCACAAGUUCCUGGUGGAAGAGUUGGCAAACUGCUCAGCUGUCUCAUUGGAAACCAGUUCCGCAGAGCCAGGGAUGGAGACAGAUUUUUUUAUGAAAAUCCCUCUGUGUUCACGGCUGCUCAGAGAAAAUCAAUAGAGCAGGUGACUCUGGCACGCGUUAUCUGUGAGAACACGAAUAUUAAAGAGGUCCCUCGAAACGUCUUCAUGGGGAACGACUACCCUCGAGAUUUUGUACGCUGCUCCAAAAUACCUGCGCUAGACCUGAGUCCAUGGAAGUCCAAAUAAAAAAAUGUAGUACUUAAGGAGAAGCAUAGAUACCCCAUUGUUUUGCUGUUUAAUAUGACAUUACAGGUUUAUAACAUGAUUUUUACAACGGAUUAGGACAUGCACUGUUGCUGAAAGCACUAGAUGUUGUCAGAACUACCCAGCAUGAAAAAAAUGCUCUUAAAUUAUGGUAAAAUAUACAAUGGUUUGUGCACAGUUUAGAGCUUAUAAAAAUGCGUGAUUUUCUUUUUUUCAGAAAUUAUGUAUUAACCAUGUUAAAUAAGAUUUUGAUUUGUGUUUAAUGUUUUAAUGUUAUCUGUUUCUAUUGUUAUUAUUAAAGAUUUACACUGUGUCAGAAUGCAUCAA
This is a messenger RNA of Spea bombifrons (plains spadefoot toad), 2504 nucleotides long. Its product is annotated as myeloperoxidase-like. The transcript is spliced from 13 exons. Gene Ontology annotation, biological process: response to oxidative stress. The record is from RefSeq and is a predicted model, not a curated record. Gene Ontology annotation, molecular function: heme binding; peroxidase activity. Bases 24 to 2159 code for a protein of 711 amino acids. NCBI's taxonomy places the organism in Eukaryota, Metazoa, Chordata, Amphibia, Anura, Pelobatidae.